Molecule: messenger RNA, 696 nt
Organism: Halteromyces radiatus
Lineage: Eukaryota; Fungi; Mucoromycota; Mucoromycetes; Mucorales; Cunninghamellaceae
Exons: 2
Coding region: 86-640 (184 amino acids)
Source: RefSeq, a predicted model, not a curated record
GGAUUUUGUUCAAAAAGGAAAAAAAAAAAAACCUUAAUUUUUUUUUUCUUGUCUCUUUUCUUUCUUUUUUUUUUUUUUUUCAAAGAUGACAGACAACAAUGAUAACAAUUAUCUUGCUAUGCUCAACAACCCAGUGAUUAAUCCACCAGUACAACAACAACCAUUGCAACCAUCACUUCAGUCUACUGCGCCUUGCAUCACUUUGUUCCCAGCAGCACAACAAUGCCAAGACAAACUUCAAACCAAUGAUCUUUAUUUGGUAUCAGAAACAGAUGCACCAUGGUUGAAUGUGGCAGUGCCUUGGUCUUCGGAUAGUUUACCUAGCCAGCGAUCUGAACUUGAACAGGCCGGUCUCUUGGUACGAAAUACACAUGUCGAUCGAUUUGAUGAAGAUGACGAUGAAGAGAAUGGAUUCCGUAUAAAAACUGUUGAUGCAUUCUUUGAACCUUUAAUCAAGCCUGGGCCACAGUCUAAAGAAUAUAAUAGAUUAUUACAGCAAAUCAAGGACGUGUUUGAAAAUAAUGUCAAGGUCUAUCUGGUGGGAAAUCGCGUCAUCACUGUGUUGAUCUUGGGCUUGGUGCAAGACGAGUCAGAACAAAAGGCUUUGGUGGGAUUACAAAGUGAACUAGUACAAACUUAGUAGGUGUCAAAUUAUUGUAGUAAUAUGCUGUAGACAGAUUCCAACAUUAGCAUCAG